Messenger RNA from Cicer arietinum (chickpea), 1437 nucleotides. RefSeq lists its product as uncharacterized. NCBI's taxonomy places the organism in Eukaryota, Viridiplantae, Streptophyta, Magnoliopsida, Fabales, Fabaceae. The record is from RefSeq and is a predicted model, not a curated record.
AGCUGGAUCUAUCACUAGUCCUUUCCAAUUUUCCAUACAUAAAUUUGUAGUGAAGUGCUUAAUCAGACAGACAUAAACCUAUUCUCUGAUCUGAUCUCUGCUAAAUUUCUAAAUAAAACCAAUCCACACACACUCCACACUGUCGUCAAUGAGGCUCCUUCUUUGCAAUUGCAAUGAUACCAUUUUCUAUUCUUUUUACUCUUUUUUGUCUUCUUAUUCAUUACUAGUAGUACUUGUUUCUUUACUCCAAUUAAUACUCUAAAAUAAAAGGUCACAAUCACAAAACAACACAUAAGCUAGCUAGGCUUAUAGUACAUAUUUUUGACAACAUCAAACUCUCAGAUUGAAAGACCAACACAACACAACACAAAACACCCAAAAGAAAAAGACUUGGUUAUUUCCUCUGACAUUUUCUUAUGUUCUUGUCCUUUCAUUCUCUUCCACUCAAUUUCUUCUUCACUCUUUAGAGAACCAACAUAAAACCAUUCUCUCAACUCUCAAUCAAACCACCCCAUCUACUAAAAAUUGUUACUUUUAAAGAAACAACAAAAUGGGUAAUCAAAAAUUUCAAAACCAUCAUCAAUUUUACACCCAUCAUCAAAAAAAUACAUUCUUUCCAAUGCUAUGUUCAAGACCCACAAUCAAAGAUGUGAAUCUUCCAAGAUGCAGAGGAAACCCAUCAUCCACCAGCAAUGACCCUUUAUCCCCAAAAAUAGGUUGCAUGGGUCAAGUGAAGAGAAACAACAAAAUUUCUGGAUUUCCAACAUCACAAUGCAAACUCAUCAGUUUCACAAACAACAAAAGUAGCUCAACAAUUUCACCAGUUGUGAAAUACUCAAAACUCAAAAAACUUUUUUCUGGUAAGAAUCUUAUCAACACCCCCUCAACUACUACUUCUACCACCAUAACUAAACAAAGGGGUAUUAUAAAUGUGACAAAAAAACAUCAAAGAUGUGUCAGGAAUGAGAAUGUUGUUGUUGACAUAAAAAUUGAUGAAUUGGAUCCUCCUUUGCCUGUGAUCAAAAGAGUGCCUAAGUUGGAUGAAGGAAGCAAAAAUGAUAGUCUUUGGAAAAGAAGAUCAGGUUCUUCAUUGACAAGUUUACAAGUUCAACAGAUUCAAAUCCAGCCUUCAAAUAUUUGUCUUCAACCUACAACUGUUUGAUUUGAUGAAAUGGAUCCAGAGUUUUUUUUUUCUUUAUUUUUUUUAGAUUUGUACUUAAAUCAGAUAUAUUGUAAAUUGUUUGUUAUUCGUUUUUUAUGAGCCUCCAAUUUCGGAGUGAUUUGUUGGAGCAUGUCAUGUCACAUGGUGAUGCAGAACAUUGUUGGUCAUUUUUGUCUGUGAGAUACUCUUCAUGAGUAAACUGUAAGCAAGAUAGGUCAAAGUCAAAUUGUCAAACAAUUAAUGCGUUUGAAUUAAUUUAAUUUUUGUGUUCCAAA